CUACUUCACUGACAACAAGGAGGUUACUGCCUGAACUGCUAAAAGGAUGCCUCUCAUGAUGGAUGGAGGUCCCUCUAAACCUCGACUCGAUGCCAUCUGCACAAUGAUUUUCCAUUUCACUGCUGCCGUCCUCUUCCUAACAUGUCCUUGCAGAGGUCAGUCUCAGAUGGUCAGUCCUUCACAGCCAAUUGUGGCAACAGUCGGUCAAGACAUCAUGUUACCAUGCCAUCUGGAACCUGCUGUUAAUGUCACUGACAAGACCGUGGAGUGGACGAGACCUGACCUGAAUCCUAGAUUUGUUUAUGUGUGGCGUGACGGUGUGGAACUAGAGAUGAAAAAACAUCAGUCCUAUGUAGGGAGAACAUCAGUGUCCAUCACCAAACUGAAACAUGGAGACAUUUCACUGAAACUCUGCAAAGUAAAAAUCUCUGAUAAGGGGAAAUACAGGUGCUUUAUUCCCACACUGAGCAGAGAAUCUACUGUUGAGCUUGUUGUUGGUGCAGUCUCUUCACUCACUGUUAGCUUUAUGAGGACUGACAAUGACCUCAGAGGAGUGGUGUUACAGUGUGAGUCUGCAGGCUGGUAUCCAGAGCCUGAGGUGUUGUGGCUGGACGGUGAGGGAAACCUCCUCUCUGCUGGACCUACAGAGACAGUCAGAGGUCCUGAUGACCUCUAUACUGUCAGCAGCAGAGUGACUGUGGAGAAGAGACACAGCAACAGCUUCACCUGUAGAGUCCAACAGAGGAACAUCAACCAGACCACAGAGACACACAUCCAGGUUCCAGAUGAUGUCUUCAAUGCUGUGUGUAGUUCUGCUGCUCCUGUUACCAUUGGCUUGGCUGUGGUCUCCAUGGUUAUUCUUGCACUUGUCUUUGUUGUAUGGAAAUGGAGACAGAAACAAAAUUGCAACAACUUUAUGAGAAAAGAAACAAAAGCAACAACGUCAGCUUUAGGUAACGACACAGAACUUCAAUUGCUUAAUGAGGAGAAAAGAGAAACACUUCCAGUCAUGGCUGAGAGCACGACAGUCAAGGAUGUGGAUCAGGAAAAACUGGAUGUAAAAUUAAAGGAAGUUGAAGAAGAAUGCAAAGAUGUCGAAGGGCUGCAUAAAUUCUUAGCGGGUCACAAAAAUAAUCUGCAUGACCAGAUGCAUCACUUGGGAUUACAACUGCAUGAUAUAGAGAUGCAAAGGGAUGAGAUUAUGUCAGGGGUAGAGAAAAUUAAACAGAAAUGGGUAAAUAAUGAUAAAAACUACUCAGAAGAGAAACGGGUUGAAAAACACUGCCUAGAUAAGAAUACAAAUCUUGAUACAGCAAAGAAAGAACUUGAGAAACGUAUGCAGGAAACAGACAUAUUUUUAAGGUCAAUAUUUUGUGGUGUUACCAUGGUUACAGAGAGGAAGAAAGUGUUAGAUAAUCUCAGGGAGCAAAUCAAAAAGCAACUGGAGGAGACAGAAGACCAGAGCGAAGAAACUGAAAUAAAAUUCAAGUCAAACCAUUAUGGAACAUAAACAUUAAAGAGGAUUCGUUCAUCUCUUUAUAGAUCUUAAACAGCUGCAGUAAGGUUUUCUGACGGAUUAUAAAACAGUGACAGGAUGAGCUGUAAAAUAACAUUUCUGACUGAGCAUUUCUUUAAUGGAAGGUAGCUUUUCAUCACCAGAAGAAGGACUAGAUUGGUCAUUUGUUCAUUAAAAGCCCAUGGUAAAUUUACAUUUACCUGACAGGGACCUCUAAUGGCCAUGUGAUGUACGACUGACUGUCAGGAGCAUAUGUAAAAGUAAUGCAGGUAUAGGAGGCCACUCUUUGUUUCUUAAUUUUCUUCCAGUAGUCAAUGCUUGUUUCUUUCAACCACGGCCAUGAUCUUACUUAAAAAUUUUUAACACCUCCCUCAAAUUUGAAAAACAAAUUAGUUCAGGGCCCUGUUGUUUAAAAGGAAAACAGGAUUUUUUGAUCAGAUAAGGUCAGGUAAUUCAAUCCACUUUUUUAUUCAGACCAAACCUCCAGUCUGUGUUGCUCAAAACAUUUGAAUAGGAUAAGUAUUACUCUGAUCCAAAAUAUCAGGGUUACCCUGAUCCCAGCAGAAGGCUGGAUUCAGACUGGAUUAAAGGGAGAAAAUGAAAAAGAACUUGAGUCUUUUAUUUAUUAAAAUCAUAAAGAAAUUAAUAAUAAACUGUGAGCUGUCACAGUCAAGACAUUAAUUCAAAAGAAGGAUAUGAAUUAAGAACGUUAAGGGUGAUGACAGUAGAUAAAAAUUAAAUCAUUCAAACUUAAAUCUAUGCAUAUGUUCUUAAUGUUUGCUGCCAUCUGCUGGUCAUUUUCUAGUUUCUUCCUCAGUUACAAGUUAGGCCCAGUGGUGUAAAGGCAUAAAGACAAACAGUGCAGAAAAUGUGUAACAUUUCUUUUGAAUGUUGAAAUAAAAAUGAAUAAUUUA
Molecule: messenger RNA, 2430 nt
Organism: Epinephelus fuscoguttatus (brown-marbled grouper)
Lineage: Eukaryota; Metazoa; Chordata; Actinopteri; Perciformes; Serranidae
Product: butyrophilin subfamily 3 member A2-like
Exons: 6
Coding region: 47-1510 (487 amino acids)
Source: RefSeq, a predicted model, not a curated record